CGCGGAUGUUAUUAUGUAUCUAAACUUCCUGGACCACCAGCUUAUCCAAUUAUUGGAAAUGCCAAAUUAUUUUUGGGAUCUCAUCAAGAAGUUACAAAUAAAUUAAUUAAUAUUGCUGAAAAGUAUCAGAAUAUGGUCCGAAUAUGGAUUGGCCCUGUUCUUUUAAUUGCAUCUUCAAACCCAGACAUUGUUCAGAAACUAUUUACAAAUGAACAUGUUUUAGAAAAAGCUUACUUAUUGAAAUUAGUUUGGAACCCCGUAAUGGGAAAAUCAGUUUUCACUUCAGAAGUUACAGAAUGGAGAAAUCAUCGAAGUAUUGUAAUUAGAGGUUUUACUCCAAUAAUUUUAAAAUCGUAUUUUAAAAUAUUUGUGGAAAAAAUUAAUAUUUUAAUUCAAAAAUUAGAUUUGGAAUUAAAUAAAGAAAGAUCGUUUGAUAUAUAUGAAUACUUGUCAAGAACUACUUUAGAUUCAGUUUGUGGGUCAACAAUGGGUGUAAAUAUAAACUCACAUGAAGAUGAUGGGUCAUCUUCUUAUUUCCAUGCUAUUAACAGUGUGACGUUUUUUAUAUUAGCUCGAUUUUUGAAUCCAAUCAAAUAUCCAACUAUAUUUUAUCGAUUCACACAAGAUUAUAAAAUGGUAUCAAAAAGUCGUGAUGUUACCCAAGAAUUUACUGAAAAAAUUAUUUCUGAAAAAAGACGAUUAACAAUAAUUUUUACGGAAGAACAAUUACAUAAUCACGUUAAUGGUCUCAUUUUUGGGGGUUAUGAAACAACAGCAAUUUCUCUGAGCUUUGUUUUAUUACACUUGGCUGCAUAUAAAGACAUACAAACAAAAUUAUAUAAUGAAAUAUUGGAAGUUCUUGGUGACAUAAAUGUAGACUUAAUCAAUGUCGACGAUUUACCAAAGCUCAAAUAUAUGGAUAUGGUUCUUAAGGAGUCAAUGAGAUUAACUCCAACAGCUCCAGUAAUUCCAAGAGAAGCAUCUCAAGAUAUUAAAAUUGACAAUUAUACAAUUCCAAAAGGAGUAAAUAUACUAAUUCCAGUAAUAAAUAUCCAUCGAAAUCCAGAAUAUUGGGAAAAUCCAUUAAAAUUUGAUCCAGAAAGAUUCACACCAGAAAAUAUAAAAAAUCGUCACCCUUACGCUUACAUUCCAUUCGGUGCUGGCCCUAGAAAUUGUUUUGGUAGGAGAUAUGCAUGGAUCUUUAUGAAAACCGCAUUGGUUGCAUUAUUAAGUCGGUAUGAAUUUCACACUGAUAUAAACUUGGACACAUUACGGUUUGAAGUAGGAAUAGUAUUGAAAUUAAUAAAUGGUCACCAGGUGCAAAUCACUCCACGAUAUAAAUAUCGAAAUAUGGUCCGAGUAUGGAUUGGCCCUAUUCCCCUAAUUGGAUCUUCAAAUCCAGAUAUUGUUCAGAAACUAUUAACAAAUGAACAUGUUUUAGAAAAAGCUUACUUAUUGAAAACAGUUUGGAGUCCUGUAAUGGGAAAAUCAGUUUUCAUAUUAGAAGACUCGAAUUUUACGGAAGAACAAUUACAUAAUGAAACUAAUGUUCUCAUUUUUGCGGGUUAUGAAACAACAGCAAUUACUCUCAGCUUUCUUUUAUUACAUUUGGCUGUAUAUAAAGACAUACAAACAAAAUUAUAUAAUGAAAUAAUAGAAGUUCUGGGUGACCAAAAUGUGCUCUCAAUGAAUGUCGACGAUUUACCAGAGCUGAUAUAUAUGGAUAUGGUUCUUAAGGAGUCAAUGAGAUUAACUCCAACAGCUCCAGUAAUUUCAAGAGAAGCAUCUCAAGAUAUUAAAAUUGACAAUUAUACAAUUCCAAAAGGAGCAAAUAUACUAAUUCCAAUAAUUAAUAUCCAUCGAAAUCCAGAAUAUUGGGAAAAUCCAUUAAAAUUUGAUCCAGAAAGAUUCACAUCAGAAAAUAUGAAAAAUCGCCACCCUUACGCUUACAUGCCAUUCGGUGCUGGUCCCAGAAGUUGUCUUGGUAGGCGAUAUGCAUGGAUCUUUAUGAAAACAGCAUUGGUUGCAUUAUUAAGUCGAUAUGAAUUUCACACCGAUAUAAACUUGGACACAUUACGGUUUGAAGCAGGAAUGUCAUUGAAAUUAGUAAAUGGGUACCCAGUUCGAAUCACUCCACGAUAUAAAUCAUAAGAUAUUUUGUU
Messenger RNA from Chrysoperla carnea, 2162 nucleotides. Its product is annotated as probable cytochrome P450 4p3. Gene Ontology annotation, molecular function: monooxygenase activity; iron ion binding; heme binding. The annotation marks the transcript as partial. The record is from RefSeq and is a predicted model, not a curated record. Lineage: Eukaryota; Metazoa; Arthropoda; Insecta; Neuroptera; Chrysopidae. The transcript is spliced from 16 exons.